Babesia sp. Xinjiang is the source of this 1521-nucleotide messenger RNA. RefSeq names its product E3 ubiquitin-protein ligase arc-1 (gene arc-1). NCBI's taxonomy places the organism in Eukaryota, Apicomplexa, Aconoidasida, Piroplasmida, Babesiidae. The coding region runs from base 1 to 1521 and encodes 506 amino acids. Gene Ontology annotation, molecular function: zinc ion binding. The record is from RefSeq and is a predicted model, not a curated record. The transcript is spliced from 6 exons.
AUGAGGAACCCUGUUGUAAGAGAUAGCGACGAAUGGAAUACUAUCGAGUUUGCCCUGAGACUCAGAUGUAGGACCUCUAGAGUUAACCUUUUACAAGCAUGGAAUACCACACAACCGGAUGCCGUUUCGGUAUUCAGCAGAUGGGUACAGAGUGCCCCUAUUAUUGAAGUAUUUAUUAAUGCUGAAACGUUAGAUCGAAACAAUACAGUACAAGAUGUAUGCACCAGGGGACUGUAUAUAGGAUCCAAUGGCUUCAAACUUAGUAUAGGAAAUAUACAAUGCACAAGCCUACCACUGCUGAGAUCGACUAUACGUGAUGGCGCAAAUGCGGAGGCACAAAGUGGUGGACUUGAUGACCAGGGGAAGCUCUUGCCACCCAAGAACGCAACAACAGCCAAUGUCAUGUACGGAGAUAAAAGGGUAUACGAAUACUUUGUAUGUGAUGUUGCACUGGGAAAAUCCAUAGCAGCAUCCGAUGAAGUCGAAGCCCAGAGACUUAGACUCUCCAUGCCAGUGGAGUAUGAUAGUGUAUAUCUGCAAAACAGCAAUGAUCAGAAGUUUCUAGAUGUUACAGUACUACCCAGACAACCGGAUCAAACAGUAUCGGUAGACCACUUACAGGAUGAUGUCUUCUCAAAAGGGGUAUUGCCAAAACUUGCAUUCAAAAGGGAAUACAUCGUAUACGGAGCAUCACAGAUAUUGCCAAAAUAUCUUAUACAGUUUGAAUGCGAUGCUGCAGCGGAGGAAACUUUCGCACUCCCACUGUGUGACAGCUGCCAAAAUGAUGCCGCCACACUAUACUGCUCAUCAGAUGACGCUAAAAUAUGCAUGAAAUGUGAUGAAAAACUACAUUCACACAAAGUUGUAUCCAGACAUAUAAGAGUCCCAUUAAAUAAGAUGCCGAGACCUGUGGCACGAUGCAGGCUACAUCCAUCAAAGGUAUACACGAUGUACUGUACAGUCUGCCACCUACCGGUCUGUCAGUUAUGUACAUCUGGACACAUACAUGGAAAGGGGUGUGAUGAUGAGGGCGCGGCACAUUUUAUACCUAUCGCAAAUGCAUAUGAUGCGGCUAUAUAUGAAAUGCAACAACAGUCAAGUGAAACUAUAGAACAACGACGACAGCAUCUCAACGCACUAAUACAACAGUUAAACAUCAUUGAAAAGGCCGUGGAAGAAAAUUGCGAACGUGUGGAGGCCAAUUGUUACGAGAAUCUGGAAACAACACUUAAGGAGUUACAUUCUACUAUACAGAACUCGCUGGAGAUCAUUGUCGCAGAACAAACGGAAAAUAAACGACAGCUGAACCAGCUGGAAUGGGCAGAAAAUUUUGCAGAAUAUAUCAAAAAUACAUUACUACCAGCAGAUUAUCUACGGGCAUGGCUAAGACAUUGUAAAUUACGCAAUCAAAUGGAUCCCAAACUGUCAAAAGAACAAAUGCAAGAGAUAUUCCCAGAUAUAGAUCUACAAGGGGAACUUGCUAUCAUGCACGAACAAUCGAGGCAACAUGACCAUACAUAG